AUGGAAGCGACACCACCAUGGUUACGCGACGCCCUCCGCUUCGCUCUAACAGCGACAGCAUCGACUGAAGCCCCCUGGUGGGCGCACGACUACGACGCCUUCAACGCUGCCGGCGAAGGCGACCUUGUCGAUCCGGAUGACCCUGGCAAAGACCCGCGGUUCCGCAGACUCGUCGAAGCCAUACUGUUCAGUCGGAGGGUUCUGAACACAUACAGCUUGGUCCUGUUGGGCGUGCUGGUGGUCUUCACUGUGUGGCAUUGGGGCGAGAAGAUCGUGCUGCACCGGCGGAAGAGGCGCAUAGUCAGUACAACCAAGGGGGAUGAUGAGACGGCGCAUGAAGAAGAGGCAGAGGCCUGGAGUAGCUCGAGCAGUACUAUUCAAGGCAAUGCGACGCCCCCCGAUAACGCCGCCGCUAAGAAAAUACACGAUGCCGAUGAAACGAGCCCUCUUCUUCCUUCGCAGCGACCCCGACGCGUGACAAGCAAAACUCUGCCUACCAACGCCGUCUCGCUGCUCGUCCUUGCUUGGGUUGGCCUGAAUAUCUUCUACAACUUCUACCGCAUGCCGCUCUCCUUCGUGUACCUCUUCGUCUUCGCCGACCGCUGCAGAAUCAUCUUCAUCACGAAUCUACCCCUCCUAUACCUCCUCGCUGCGAAGAACCAGCCGAUAAAGUUGCUGACGGGAUAUUCGUAUGAGAGUCUGAACAUCUUCCAUGGGAGAGUAGGAGAGCUCGUAUGUCUAGAAGCUUCCCUGCACUUCCUCGGCAUGGUGGCUGUGUGGUAUGGCAUGUUGAGGCAUCUGGGGUUUACGCUGGCGAGAUUCAUAUUCAACCGCGUUGUGUUACUGAGCUUAGCCGCGCUCAUCGCUUAUGAGUUGAUCUACUUUACAAGCCUGGGAAGCUUCCGGAAGAGGUGGUAUGAGAUCUUCCUGGGCCAUAGAUUUCAUGUAGAGGCAUAG
Messenger RNA from Alternaria viburni, 957 nucleotides. RefSeq lists its product as uncharacterized. Bases 1 to 957 code for a protein of 318 amino acids. The transcript is spliced from 2 exons. Gene Ontology annotation, molecular function: ferric-chelate reductase activity. Gene Ontology annotation, biological process: intracellular iron ion homeostasis; iron ion transport; copper ion import. The record is from RefSeq and is a predicted model, not a curated record. NCBI's taxonomy places the organism in Eukaryota, Fungi, Ascomycota, Dothideomycetes, Pleosporales, Pleosporaceae. Gene Ontology annotation, cellular component: plasma membrane.